AUGGCAACUCCAGCCCGCCUCGCAGCCGCAGCCGAAGACGGUGCACGCGCCAACCGUAAUGCACGCAUAGCGCGCCGCACAAAUGAGCUCUCCACAGAUGUGGCCGAGGCAUACACGGCGGUGCGGGUGCACGGCGAAGACAUUGCACAGGCCCAGGCGCGGAUGGAUGAGCAGGUGGCCGAGUUACGCAAGGCAGGCGCGGUGGCGGUGGUGGACGGCGCCGGACGGACGGCGUCGCAGUUGCUCGCUGUGGCUGAGCGGGCCGGAGACGGAGCACGGCGGCGGAUGGAGGGUGAGGGCGGGACGAUUGCACGCAAGGUCCGCGAGGCGCAUGCCGUGAGUGAUGCCGACCGAGCUUUGAAGCAGGCUGGGCUGGAGCGGGCGCUGGACGAGGAGCGGCGGGCGAGGAGCUCGAGCGCGGCCGAGUCUGCGGCGCGUUUGGACACGGCGCUGCGGCGGAUGGAGGGCAAGAUUGCCGACGUGCGGCGGGAGCGGAUUGCCGGCCACGACCGAGUUGCUGGCCACAUCCGUCGCAAGAUCGGCAAGGUCGAGACUGAGCUCAAUGCGUACGUGGACGACCGUGCGCGGGCAGCCGAGCUGUUUAUGGCCAAAGUGGCAGAGGUUCAGCGGUCGCUCCGGGGCUAG
This is a messenger RNA of Thecamonas trahens ATCC 50062, 645 nucleotides long. RefSeq lists its product as uncharacterized. Lineage: Eukaryota; Apusomonadida; Apusomonadidae. The coding region runs from base 1 to 645 and encodes 214 amino acids. The record is from RefSeq and is a predicted model, not a curated record. The transcript has 2 exons.